Molecule: messenger RNA, 1281 nt
Organism: Knipowitschia caucasica
Lineage: Eukaryota; Metazoa; Chordata; Actinopteri; Gobiiformes; Gobiidae
Source: the annotation of a GenBank genome assembly
AUGCAGGGCUGGACAGACAUCUACAGAAACGUUGACAUUGCAUUGUCUUGUCCUAUUCUCGUCCUGAAGUCCCCAUCCUCUCCAUCCUUCGCCCGCGGCUCUCCUCUCUGCUUCACAAUGGGGAAGACGGAGCUGCUCUCCCUCUACAAAGCCUUCGUGGAUUGCCUUUGCAUUUGUAUUUCUAAGGACACGAGUGACGCUGAGGCGGACGAGAAGAGAAAUGCAGAAAAUGGACAUUUGAUUUACAACAGAGGAGACGUCCUGCAGGACAGAUAUGAAAUAUUGAACACUUUAGGUGAGGGAACAUUUGGGAAAGUUGUGCAUUGUUUAGACCACGACAGCGAUGGGCGUUUUGUCGCUCUGAAGAUAAUUAAGAACCUGGAGAAAUACAGAGAAGCAGCAAAGCUCGAAAUCAAUGUGCUGGAGAAAAUCAUAGAGAAGGACCCACUCAACAAGCAUCACUGCGUGCAGAUGCUGGGAUGGUUCGAUUACUUUGGACACAUCUGCAUCUCGUUCGAGCUCCUGUCUCUGAGCACCUUUGACUUCCUGAAAAACAACAGCUUUAUUCCAUAUCCGCUCAGUCAGAUCCGCCACAUGGCUCAGCAGAUCGUCCAGGCCGUCAGCUUUCUCCAUGACAACCAGCUGACCCACACAGACCUGAAGCCAGAGAACAUCCUGUUUGUCGACUCUCGUUACUCCGUCGUCUACAACGCAGAGAAGAAAUGCAACGAGAAGAGAGUAAAUGACACCACAGUUCGGCUCGUUGACUUUGGGAGCGCCACCUUUGACCACGAGCACCACUCCUCCAUCAUCUCCACACGUCACUACCGUGCCCCGGAGGUCAUCCUGGAGCUGGGCUGGGGACAUCCCUGUGACGUCUGGAGCAUCGGCUGCAUCCUGUUUGAGUACUACGCAGGCUUCACUUUGUUCCAGACCCAUGACAACAAAGAGCAUCUGGCCAUGAUGGAGCGGAUCCACGGCCCACUGCCUUCGAGAAUGAUCCGGCGGAGCAGAAAGCAGACAUUUUUUCACCGUGGCCGACUGGAGUGGAAUGAGGGCUCUGCGGCUGGACGUUAUGUGAAAAGCAAAUGUAAACCACUGCAGAAGUACUUAUCCUCACAGAACAGCGAGCACCACCAGUUCUUGGACCUGUUGGGGCAGAUGUUUGAGUACGAGCCGUCGAAGCGCAGCACACUGCUCUCCAUCCUCAGUCACCCCUUUUUCUCCCAUCAGCUCAAGAUCAGCAGCAGCGUGUGGAGGAACAGCGGAGACUUCAGCUGA